Messenger RNA from Episyrphus balteatus (marmalade hoverfly), 2448 nucleotides. RefSeq names its product TBC1 domain family member 23 (gene TBC1D23). Bases 297 to 2402 code for a protein of 701 amino acids. The transcript has 2 exons. The record is from RefSeq and is a predicted model, not a curated record. Gene Ontology annotation, biological process: retrograde transport, endosome to Golgi. Gene Ontology annotation, cellular component: trans-Golgi network. NCBI's taxonomy places the organism in Eukaryota, Metazoa, Arthropoda, Insecta, Diptera, Syrphidae.
AACCUACUGUCAAUUAUAAGAAAAAAAAAAUAUAUAUUUUUACGAUUUUACUUUUCAACCUUUUUCUCCAAAAAGAAAAAUAUAACCAUUUCUCUCAUUUCAAUUAAAAUAUCAUCAUCAAAACAAAAUUCAACAUUAUAAUAAAUUAUUGAUUAAUUGAAAAUUCCAAAAAAGAAAAAUUAUGUAAACAUUCAAAGCUACAAAAAACCAAACAAAACAAAAAAUCUUCGAAAAAUUAGAACUUUUUUUUAUCUCCCAUCAAAUCGAAUCCAACAAGAAAGAAAAAAAAAACCACCAUGGACGACAAUUUAUGGUUAAUUGAAUUAGAAUCAGCCUUGCUGGACGAUUGCAAUGUAAAUGACAUUUAUGCCAUUUGCGGUGGCAAAGCCAUACCCGAGUCCUUGCGACCCGAUGUCUGGCAAGUUUGUCUCGACGUACGAAACAAAUCCGAUCAAAUGUCAUUAUUCAAUGAAAUCUACGAUUUACCAUUUCAAAAUAAACUCCGUGAAGACUGUAAUCGAAUGGUCGAACGUAUUGGCAAUGAUGACGAAGAUAAAGUCUCUGUCAUCUCCGAUUUGGAAUCCAUUUUAACUUUUUAUUGUAAAAAUAGAAAUUUACAAUAUGACAGUUCGAAUGGAUGGAUUGAAUUACUAUUACCAUUGUUAUCGUUGAAAUUAAAACGAUCCGAUACUUAUAAUUUAUUUGAAGCUAUUCGGGAUACAUACAUUCCGAAGGGUUGCAUUGCCAAAGGGAAUGUUUUUCAUGUAUUCCGUUUGCUAAUACAAUAUCACGAUCCGGAAUUAUGCUCAAUGUUGGACACAAAGAAAAUCUCUCCAGAUUUGUAUUCGAUGCAAUGGUUUCGAUGUUUAUUUGCUUCCACUUGUGGAUUGAAUGUUAUUCUAUCAAUGUGGGAUUUGUAUUUUCAACAUUCAGAUCCAUUUUUGGUAUUCUUUUUGAGUCUGAUUAUAUUGAUAAAUGGAAGGGAUCAAAUUUUGGGUAUGAAGAAUUCCUCUAAAGAAGAGAUUUUGAAAUUUCUCAGUAAUAUGCCGUGUGCAUUGGAAACUGAUGAUGUUGUUGAUUUUUGCUCAUUGGCUCAAUAUUAUGGAUCCAAGACUCCGUCGUCAUUUAAAACAGAUUUCCUUAAAGCUUUGUAUGGCAAUCAAAGUAGUGUUAAAGAGGAGCUUUGCAGUGUUUCACAAGCACUUUGUUUGCCAGUUUCUGUUUAUGAACUGGUGGAGAACUCUUCGAUAGAAUUGACUGCUCCGGAAGCAGUUAGAUUCUUUUUGGUUGACUGUCGACCAGCGGAGCAAUACAACGCUGGUCAUUUAUCGACUGCAUUUCAUUUGGAUUGUAAUUUGAUGUUGCAAGAACCGGUGGCAUUUUCCACUGCCGUCCAGGGAUUGUUGCGGGCACAACGACAGUCGAUUGAGGCGAAUUCAAAUGCUGGAGGGGAGCAUUUGUGUUUUAUGGGGAGUGGACGUUUAGAUGAGGAUCAGUAUACUCAUAUGGUGGUAGCUUCAUUUUUGCAAAAGAACACUCAAUUUGUGUCGCUUCUGUCUGGAGGUUAUAUAUCGAUCCAUGAGUAUUUUGGUGAACAUAUGGCUGAUUGUCUUGAAGAUCAUGAGCCGAGGAAAUGUAUUGUUUGUUUGAAAAAUUCCACUACACAGAUGAGUUCUGCACCUAAAGUUGCACGAUCGCAAGUUCCCGAAUCGAAGUCGACGGGUGAUUUGUUUAGUAAACUCUCAGCAGCAAUGAAAAUUAAAUCGGCUGAAGUUAAAGAGAAGUUGAUGGAUAUAAUUGUUAAUCCGAAUGCAGCAAAUGCACCAAAUAGCAAUGUGCAGAAUCAGAUUCCUGAUAAACAUGUAUCGCCGAGUGAAAAGAAUGGCAAGAGAUAUAGAAACGUUGCACCGGUAUUUAGUAUUGAUGAUGAGAAUGAUGAUCAAUUUACAGAAACUGAGCAACUUGAUUCACCGACUAAUUCGGCGGGAGGUGGUAGUAUCGGUGGAAAAGGAAAUUUAGGUCCAGAUGGGAAGGAAAUUGUCUCAAUAAAUCAGUACUUAAAAUCGCCAGAUAUCAUAAAUGCCUUCAAAUGCCAGGAAGUGCAUAUGAAUGGUUAUAUGUAUGAUAGUCAUUUAAUUAUAACCAGCUCCCAUUUGGUAGUUUUGAGAGAAUUAAAUCGUGGACAGGCGCAAGUUAUUGUACGUCGACCAUUAGCAAGCAUUGUUAAGAUUACAGCCAAGAAACGCCAUCGAGAUUUGAUUACGUUUAAAUAUGGUUUUCCGGAUGGAGAUGGAUUGCUUAUAACGGAUAUGGAUCGUUUUCUUAUACCGAAUGCAAGUGAGGCUACAGCAGUUGUAUCUAAACAUAUUGUUCAAACUCUAGAUGGAGCUAAACUGACGUAAUUGAUGGAUGGAAAUUGAUGUAGUUUUUUUUGUUUUAUCUAUUUUA